This is a messenger RNA of Malus domestica (apple), 3158 nucleotides long. The record is from RefSeq and is a predicted model, not a curated record. NCBI's taxonomy places the organism in Eukaryota, Viridiplantae, Streptophyta, Magnoliopsida, Rosales, Rosaceae.
CCUUGUUUUAUUGGAUUCUAGCCAGCAACAUUCGUAUGCAAUCUCUUAAAACCCUUGAUCUUUCUGGCUGCUCGAGUCUUGAGAUGUUUCCAGAGAUUUUAGCAGUUAUGGAACUAUCAGAGCUUAAUUUAUCAAGGUCAAAAAUUAAAGAAUUGCCCUCGUCAAUUAAUAAUCUCACGGGGUUGAGAUAUUUGAAACUAAAAGAUUGCAAGGAACUCAAGAGCCUUCCAAGCGUCAAUCAUAUGAGAUCUCUCGUAACCCUUGAUCUUUCUGGCUGCUUGAGUCUUGAGAUGUUUCCAGAUAUUUUAGAAGUUAUGGAGGAACUAUCAGAGUUUAAUUUAUCUGGGUCAAAAAUUAAAGAACUGCCCUCGUCAAUUAAUAAUCUCACAGGGUUGAGAUAUUUGAAACUAAAAGAUUGCAAGGAACUCAAGAGCCUUCCAAGCAUCAAUCAUAUGAGAUCUCUCGUAACCCUUGAUCUUGCUGGCUACUUGAGUCUUGAGAUAUUUCCAGAUAUUUUAGCAGUUAUGGAGGAACUAUCAGAGCUUAAUUUAUCCAGGUCAAAAAUUAAAGAACUGCCCUCAUCAAUUAAUAAUCUCACGGGGUUGAGAUAUUUGAAACUAAAAGAUUGCAAGGAACUUAAGAGCCUUCCAAGCAUUUGUAUGAAAUCUCUCAAAACCCUUGAUCUUUCUGGCUGCUCGAGUCUUGAGAUGUUUUCAGAGAUUUUAGAAAUUAUGAAGGAACUACCAAAGCUUAAUUUAUCCAAGUCAAAAAUUAAAGAACUGCCCUCAUCAAUUAAUAAUCUCAAAGGUUUGAGAUAUUUGGACCUAAGACAUUGCAAGAAACUUAAGAGUCUUCCAAGCAUCAUUCAUAUGAGAUCUCUCAUAACCUUUGAUCUUUCUAGCUGCUCGAGUCUUGAGAUGUUUCUAGAGAUUUCAGCAGUUAUGGAGGAACUAUCAGAGCUUAAUUUAUCCAGGUCAAAAAUUAAGGAACUGCCAUCGUCAAUUAAUAAUCUCACGAAGUUGAAAAGUUUGGACUUAAAAGACUGCAAGGAAAUUAAGACUCUUCCAAGUAGCAUUUGUCAACUUAAAUUCCUAUAUUGUCUCUCUCUUUCUGGUUGUACAAAAUUUGAGGUGUUUCCAAGCAUUGAAGAAAAUAUGGAGGGAUUAAAAGUGCUUCAUUUGGAUGGAACAUCUAUCAAAGAGCUUCCCCCCUCGAUUGAAAGGCUUCAGCGGCUUGUGUUAUUAAAUCUGAGAAACUGCAAAAGCCUUGUACAUCUUCCCGACACUUUAUGUAAUUUGGCGCAACUUUUAACUCUCGAUCUCCGUGAGUGCACAAAUCUUUCUCAGUAUCCUGUCAACUGUGAGGAUUUAGUAAGCUUUUGGGAUCGUCUAGUAGAUUUUGAAAACGGGCAUGCUGACAUUUUGACACCUGUACUACUCUCUAAAACAUCAUCGGCAUCCACUACGGAGCUCCGUCUUGGCUAGGGUUCCUCUCGGCCCCAACCCCCCAAUUUCUAGAAACUGUGAAGAUAUUGCUAUGUCAAUUCCCGUUGCAAAUUUGGGUGAAAGGUAGUUUGCAUUUCCUUUUAUCUUAACAUUUCUAUGUCUGCAAAUUACAGUGGAUGAGCCCUCUGAAUUUGUGUAAAUGAAGUCUUUCUUGGUAUUGGUAAAGGUUGAAACUUUACUGGGGUAUUGCUUGGAAUAGUGAUUUCUGGCUUUUGGAUAUGAGUGGGGGUUUUUUACCCUGUGAAGGGCUCUGUGAAGUGCUUCUGCAAAAAGGGCUUUUUGGAUUGCUUUUCAGUUUGCUUGCUUUGUGGUGAUAUAGUGCUUAGGAUUUCAUGCUUGGUCCAAGACAAUGGAGAUGUUUAUGGCCAGAUUUUUAUUUCUUUGGCCUUCGAUUUUGUUGUGACUUAUGAAAACGAUAUGAAGAACCUUCUUAAGAAACUGCAUAUCAUGUCCAACCAUUCAGAAGAUUCAGAAGGGUCUGCAGCUUCAUCAAGGGGUAACAAGUCCAUUAGUAAGUCAUCCCCUGAAACUGAAUGGCUUUUGCACUCGAGGUCCCAUCAGGGUUCUGAGCAUAAACCCUUCUCGGGGAUUUCGGGUCGGUUGAAUUCAGUUGCCAAUAAGCAUGGCCCUAGUCCCCCAUCAUCUUCGAAUGUCAAUAGGGCAGCGAGAGUGGAGCAGCCACCUGAUGCAGCUGUUAGUGGGAGUAGUUUAGAUGUUGUUUCGGAUACAGGUAGGCGCGAUUCGGGGUCUAGUACCUCGAGGGAUGCUGAUAUAGCAGAAGAGUAUCAGAUUCAAUUGGCUUUGGAAUUGAGUGCUAGGGAGGAUCCAAAGGCAGUCCAGAUUGAGGCUGUUAAGCAGAUUAGCUUGGGGUCUUGUGCUCCUGAUAAUACUCCAGCUGAAGUUAUAGCAUAACGCUAUUGGCUGCUGGAAAGAGGUCGCAUGAAAAUUUCUCUUAUGGGAGUUAUGGAGGAGUUGGGGAGGAAGAAUAGAGUAUUCAGCAGCUGAGAUUCAAAGCUGCUUCGCUUUCUUUCUCAAGUGUUUCAUCAAGGAAGAAGAUGGUGUUGGAUAGUGGACAACAAGCCAACUCUCCUUUCGGCUAUUAAACAAAGAAAAGUUUGGUGGACAUCAUCAUGAGUAAAGACACAAUGAUGAUGUUUGUUGAAAAGAAAAAGGAAGGUUAUGAUGAUGUUUGUAAAGGAAGCCUUUACUUUGGAUUUUUUUAUAGGCAAAUGGAAUUGGGUUUAUUCGGCUCCUUCCUUUGCAACUUGACAAAAGAGCUUUUCUUUUGGUAGUUUCUAAGGCAGCAGCAGCUGCUAUAUGUUUGAGGAGAAGCCGAGAGAAGAAAAGAGGGGGGAGCGACAUCAGAUGAAAGCCAUACCAGGGAGAGCGUUCGGCUCUCCCAUUUGAAAUAGUGAUGCUCCUUCCCAUUUGUUUGUAAUCCCCUUUUGUUAGUAAUCCCUCAAUCAAAGAUGUUGCUACAUGUUGUGUAGCUUUUGGGAGAGAUGGUAUUUGAUGUGUGUCCAUCUUCUCCAAAUUGUUCUUUGUGAGAGUUAGAGCUAUUGGGUGUAUGUGGGAUUUGAGUUUGAGAGUUAAAACUCUAUUUGUAAUCUCCUUUUGAUAUUAGUGGAAUUUCCUUGCCGUCUCGGAACUGGA